AUAUCCGAAAAUAGCAGCCGCCUCUCCCACAGCCCUCGCCCUGUACCCCCGGCCGCCUGUGUCUCCCUGCGAGUAGCUGCAGGACCUGUCACCAUGAGAGUUGGAGCAGCAGCGCUGGUGGCCGGCCUCAUUGGAGGGAUUGGGGUACUCUUAUUCCUCGUAGCCUUCGGCACGGACUACUGGCUGCUGGCAACCGAGAACUGCGGGGCUAUUGGCGGACUUUCGCCCCCUCCUGAGAACGGGACGGACCCCGCGGCGCCUCCUCUCUAUUUCCACCACGAGGGUUUUUUCUGGAGAUGCUGGUUCAAUGGGGAGGAAUUCCAGGAGACCAUCUGGAACUUCUGGUUCACCAGCCAAGCCCACCCUAAACACUGCAUCCAGGGGUAUCUGUUCCCCAUGCCGAUCGCCACGUGGCCGGUUCCCCAUCCAUCUUAUGACCCAACAGCAGUGUACAGAGGCUUCUGGACGGCAUUCAUCAUCCUCGCUGUGGCUGCCAGUCUGGUGGGGGGGCUUCUGUUGGUGUGCGCUGUCCCCUUCGCGGCCGCCCAGCUCUAUAAAGUAGGCGGUGGAUUCCUCAUCACUUCUGGCGUGCUGCUCGCCCUUCUCAUCGCCCUCUUCACCCUCUGGAAGGAGUUUGCCGCUGACCUUGAGAAGUAUAUCUUGUUAGAAAGAAGCCAGAAGUGUUUCCCAGACACCCACGUCCGCGUGUAUUACGGAUGGUCGUUCCUGUUCGCGGCCGUUGGGGCACCCCUGGUGCUUCUCUCCGGCCUCCUGUUUCUUUGUAUCAGCCGGAGCAUUCAUGUAGAAGAGAAAUAAAUAACAACUGGAAGAUCACAAAUGGAAAUUCCUUAUUGUAGAUGCGGGCACAAAGCAAUUCACAGAGAACGAACAUUUUAUGUCUAUAUUCAUAAGCAACCAACUGUGAGGAGCUGAUUAAGAGUUAGGCAGAGGCGACAUAAAAUAAGUCCUGGUAGGAUAGAAGCCUCGUAUCAGGGUAGAAUAAAUAACGCGGCGCCGGCGCGAGGCCGAGACGCAGAUCUCUUAUGUUCUCCAUGGAGAUAAGUGCUGUGUGAUGUAUUCCUGACAUGCUGCAGAAUUCUGCACUUCCAAUAAAGUGUCACAAAACAACACAA
Messenger RNA from Pseudophryne corroboree (corroboree frog), 1133 nucleotides. Its product is annotated as transmembrane protein 182-like. The record is from RefSeq and is a predicted model, not a curated record. Bases 94 to 816 code for a protein of 240 amino acids. NCBI's taxonomy places the organism in Eukaryota, Metazoa, Chordata, Amphibia, Anura, Myobatrachidae. Gene Ontology annotation, cellular component: membrane. The transcript is spliced from 5 exons.